Gambusia affinis (western mosquitofish) is the source of this 6958-nucleotide messenger RNA. Its product is annotated as neuronal cell adhesion molecule-like. Lineage: Eukaryota; Metazoa; Chordata; Actinopteri; Cyprinodontiformes; Poeciliidae. Gene Ontology annotation, molecular function: protein binding. The record is from RefSeq and is a predicted model, not a curated record. The coding region runs from base 324 to 4418 and encodes 1364 amino acids. Gene Ontology annotation, biological process: cell-cell adhesion. The transcript has 33 exons.
GUGGGAGAGGAGGAGAGGACCAGUGAGGCAGAGGAGGAGGAGGCAAGUGCAGGAGGCUCGGCUCUGAACGGGACUCCGCGUAAAUAAACAGCACAGCAGCAAAGCGCUCCGUGGAGGGGGAGCUGAAGAGACGGAGCACACCGGGCUUCGCGUGUCGCAUCGAAGAGGAAUAGUCAGACUGAAGAAAAACCCCACAGGAGGAAGAAGCAGACAUCUACCCUGAGAGGAAGCGGAGCGAGGGUAUUUGGGUUCCUCUGUUGUGGAAGUGCCCUCAGUCUGUGAUUGAGCAGCAGAGGGGCAAGGGCUGACCACAGUGACCCACGAUGAUGAUGGAGAUGAGGAGUUUGGAAGCAGCACUGCUGGUGUUGGUCCUGGGACACCUUGUUUCUGCUCUGGAGGUCCCACUAGACCUUCUUCCAGGAUUGGCGCAACCUCCAACAAUAACUCACCAGUCCCCAAAGGACUACAUCGUGGAUCCGCGAGAGAAUAUUAUAAUUCACUGUGAGGCGAAGGGGAAGCCGCAUCCCAGCUUCUCCUGGACGAGAAAUGGGACCCACUUUGACGUUGAACAGGACGAAAGUGUCACCAUGAGGCCUCACUCCGGGACUCUGGUGGUGGACAUCAGCAGAGCAAGACCUGAACAUUAUGAUGGAGUGUUUCAGUGCACGGCGAGGAACAAACACGGAUCUGCUGUGUCCAACAAUAUUGUCGUCAGACAGUCAAAGUCCCCCUUGUGGUCAAAGGAGAAAAACAAACCAAUCGUGGUUCAGGAGGGUGUCUCCUUGGUGCUGCCAUGCCGACCUCCAGCAGGACUUCCACCUCCCAUCAUAUUCUGGAUGGACAAUAACUUCCAGAAGUUACCUCAGAGCAAGAGGGUGUCCCAGUCCUUGAAUGGCGAUCUGUACUUCUCCAACAUCCGCCGAGAGGAUUCCAGGAACGACUACAUCUGCUACGCUCGCUUCACACACACACAAACCAUUCAGCAGAAACAGCCCAUCACUGUCAAAGUGCUCAACCUGGAUGCAAUCAAUGAAACAAUGGCAGAUUAUUAUAAUGACACUGAAUUGUUAAAUGAGGCCCCAGUGGAUGAUAGGAAGCCAACCUUCCUCAUCCCAUCUGGCCACUCGAGCUACAAGAUGGUGCUGAGGGGACACGUACUGGAGAUGGAGUGCAUUGCCGAAGGACUGCCCACCCCCGAGGUAUCCUGGACCAAAGUGAGCGGAGACCUACCGAGCAGGCGCACGUCCUUCCUUCACUUCAACAAGACCCUGCAGAUUGUGAACGUGUCUGAAUCGGAUGAGGGAGAUUACAGUUGCACAGCCAAGAACCAGCUCGGCUCUGCGCACCACAUCAUCAACGUGGAGGUCAAAGCUGCCCCUUAUUGGAUCAGUGGACCUCCAAAGAAUCUUGUUCUGGCUCCAGGAGAGAAUGGAGCGCUGACCUGCAGGGCCAGCGGCACACCCAAACCCUCCAUCAUAUGGUCAAUGAAUGGUGACCGCAUAGAGAAUUUACCUGCAGAUAUCAGCAGAAAAGUGGAGGACGACACGAUCAUCUUCACUGACGUUCAGGUUGGAUCCAGCGCUGUGUACCAGUGUAACAUCUCAAACCCGUAUGGUUACCUCCUCUCCAACGCUUUCGUCAACGUCCUCCAUGAGUCACCCAGAGUGCUGACGCCAGCCAACAAGAUCUACCAGGUCAUCGAAAAUCGCCCAGCCCUCAUGGACUGCUCCUCUUUUGGGUCACCCAUUCCCAAAAUUGAGUGGUUUAAAGACAGCAGAGCCAGCACCCUGAAUGGAGACCCUUACAUCCUGCAUGACAAUGGUACUUUGGAGAUUCAAGUAGCUCAGUCGCAGCACAAAGGCAAAUACACCUGCAUUGCCAGGAACUCGCUUGGAGCCUCUGAGAACCAUGUUUACCUGCAUAUAAAAGAGCCUACCCGUAUCCUAAAGCAACCGGUUGACACGGUGGUCCAAAGAGGUCGAUCUGUGACGUUCGAGUGUACAAUAAAACACGACAAGGAUCUCUUACCCACUUUGAUUUGGCUUAAAGAUGAUGAGGAGCUUCCUGACGAUGAACGAUUCAUUGUAGAGUCCAACAGCCUGUCUACUUCUGAUGCGUCAGAGAGAGAAUGGCUCAGAGACCAUGGGGAGCUGCCUAACGAUGACCGAUUCAUCGUAGAAUUUAACAGCCUGUACAUCACAGACGUGUCGGAGAGAGAUGCAGGGCUGUACACAUGCUACGUAAACACCACUCUGGACCAAGACUCGGUCACCGCUGAGCUGACUGUUGUCGAGACCACACCAGCUCCAGCUGUCAUCCACGGGCGACCCGAUCCCCCCACAGACCUGGAGUUGACGGACCAGAAGAAGAGGAGCAUUCAGCUUACUUGGAUCCCUGGGGAGGAACAUUACAGCCCCAUUCAGGAGUUUGUAAUCCAGUAUGAAGACUCGCUGCACCACCAAGGUCACUGGCAUGACAUUGCACGGGUUCCCGGGACCAAGACAACGGCUCAUCUCAAGCUUUCACCAUAUGUCCACUACACAUUCAGAGUGUUGGCCCGGAACGCUGUGGGUCUGAGCGAGCCUAGCAGCCCAUCUCGAAUGUAUAAAACUGAGCCUGCAGCUCCUGACCAGAACCCAAAAAAUGUCCGUGGAUCUGGAAAUAAACAUAACAAUCUUGUUAUCACCUGGGAGCCUCUGUCAGGCCUUCAGUCCAACGGUCCUGGGCUUUAUUAUAAAGUGAGUUGGAGGCAGAAGAGGCCAGGCAGCGACUGGAUAACAGCCACUACCAACAACUCCAUGUAUACUGUAUCUGAAAUACCCACAUUUAGUCCAUUUGAGAUAAAGGUUCAGGCUGUAAACAACCAUGGAGAUGGACCAGAGCCCGCUGUUGCCAUCGGCUACUCAGGAGAAGAUUUGCCAGCAGCACCUCCAGCAAAUGUUCAGGCUACAGUGCUAAACAGCACCCUGGCUCGGAUACGCUGGGACCCUGUGCCUCCUCAUUUAAUACGAGGGCAGAUCCAAGGAUACAAGGUUCAUUACUCGAGGGCACACAGCCUUCAUAAACACAACCCCCAUCACACAGAGAAGCGUGUGCUCACCUUUAGUGGGAACCACAGCCAAGGCCUGCUGCCCGGGUUGCACCCGUUCAGCCACUAUUCUUUUUAUGUGAGCGUCUUCAAUAAGAAAGGAGAGGGUCCUAAAAGUGAAAAGCAGGAGUUUAGGACACCAGAAGGAGAGCCUGGGCCACCCGCCUCGCUGUCUGUCACAGACCCCAGCCUAGAUUCACUAACCCUCGAAUGGAGUCCUCCUCAUGAACAUAAUGGGCACAUCACUGGCUACAACCUGAGAUAUCAGCCAGUCAAUAACUCCAAUGAACUUGGCCCAGAAGAGGAGCUGGCCCUGGCUGCCAAUGAGACCUCAGUCACUUUGCAAAACCUCAAGUACAGCCCACGCUACAAGUUUUAUUUGAAUGCGAGAACAAGCGUUGGAGCGGGCCCAGCCAUUUCUCAGGAAGCUGUCGUCAAGCAGGAUGAAGGAGGCACCCAAACCUCUCAUCCCGUUGCAGGGUUUCCUCCACGCCGUCCGAUCCACAAGGCUCGGCCUGUGAGUCUUUUUGCGAAUAUUAGCUCCUCGGUUGAAGAAGAUGGGGCCCUGAUCAGUUGGGAGUACUGGGGCCCAGAGAAAAAUGUUUAUGUAGAGUACAUUGCAGAAAACAGUAAGAAAAAUCACCUCAUUGAUAUUUCUCUCAGCUUCAGGCAUGGGUGGCAAGAGACUCCUACUUCAUUACUGGCUUCAGCAGGUGAAGGUGAAGAGGAGUGGCAAAAAGAGCUUGUGAACGGCUCUCAGAACGUUAAGCUGAAAGGUCUAAAGGUGGGCCUCUCCUAUAGGGUGCGUGUGGUGGCUAAGGGUCACCACGAGCAGCCGCUCCACUCCGAGGAGCUGUUUGUCACGGUCCCAGCUGUGACGAGCCGACAGGUAGACAUCGCCACUCAGGGAUGGUUCAUUGGCCUCAUGUGCGCCAUCGCCCUGCUCAUCCUGAUCCUUCUCAUUAUCUGCUUCAUUCAGAGGAAUAAAGGAGGAAAAUACCCCGUCAAAGAAAAGGAGGAUGCACACACAGACCCGGAGUUCCAGCCAAUGAAAGAUGAUGACUGUACUUUUGUGGAAUACAGUGACAAUGAGGACCAUAAACUGGUAAAAGAGAGCCGCACGCCGUCUAACGGGACGGUUAAGAGAGACGACAGUGACGACAGCUUAGUUGACUACGGGGAAGGAGGAGACGGACAGUUCAACGAGGACGGCUCCUUUAUUGGCCAGUAUAGUGGAAAGAGUUCCAGCAGGGACAAUGCUGAGGGCCCUGAGAGCUCAGGGGCCCCAUCCCCGAUUAAUGCCAUGAACUCCUUGAACUCUUUUGUGUAGCGGUGUGGUGUGCUUGCUGCAUCCCGAAAAUUGGCAGAAUGUCCAUUUAGCAUGGAGAUUUGGGUUUGGGGGUUUGGGGGUCUCACGACUCUGCAUGGCUUCAUAAUCACACACCUCUGAGGCACAAGAAACAUAGAAAGACUGAUUUUUUUUUUUUUUUUUGGAAAUCUUCCUGACAACGUUGGGCUUAGUAGCUGAAUUGUAUGAUACUGAUUUGACAAUACAUGCUUUUACUUUAAGACAUAUAUUAUUAAUACUUUGACAUUAACUCAUAUUGCAUCUUUCAAUAGGUCUCACAUGAGCAAUGCAGUGCUUUUCUGAAAUACAUACAGUAUAUUAUGUUGGUUUUGACAUUUUUAUUUUUUUUCACUGAAACAGUGUUAAAUGUCAACAGUAAGCAGCUAACGUGCAUAUUUCCAACGGAGAACAGGACGUUGUCGUGACAUAGUGCGCUGAUAUAAUGCAUGUGCUGCAAUAAUUCGGUUUCCAGAUGCAUUUACAAUCCCACUGGCAGGACAUGCACACCUGCUGGGUGAUAUAACCAAAUCAUACGAAGGGUGCAGUUCAUUGCAAAAGUAUUCAGAUCCCCCAGUUAACAAUGUCAAACUUGUGUGUAUUUUAUUGGGAUUUUAUGUAACACACAAACUGGUACGUGUGUGUGUGUGUGUGUACACAUCGUUGAUAGGGACACGUUCAUGACUUUCUCACUUUUUUUUUUUGCAAUUUUGAGUCAGUGCUUGUUUGGAUCACCUUAGAAUCAUCCGCAAGUAUUUUGGAGCAAGUCUGUAUUAGAGGAAACUCAGAUUAAAUUGAGAACAUCAAUUCGUAAGGUCUGGAUAUAGUUCUUUAUUUGGAUCCAUCUUCCAUCAGCUUCACUGUUCGUACAGUAUGAUAAUGCCAAUAACAGUACCAGAGCUAUGGAUCUCUGGGAUUCCUUUAGAGUUUGUAUGUCCCUCUUGGCUUUUUUUCUGAUCAGUAGCUGCCUUGCCUACAUUGUAGAUAGAUUUUGUUUGUUUUCAAGUGAUGUAUUGAACAGUUCUCCAGGAAAUGUUCGAAGCUUUGGAUACUGUUUUCCGACCUAACCGUGCUUUAAGCUUCUCCAUGCCUUUAUCCCAGGCCUUCCUGCUUUGUUCCUUGUAUUUUAUGAUCCUGUUUGUUCAUUAACGUUCUCUAGAAAACAUGCAAACAGUUAGAUUUGUACAGAAAUUAAAUCUUACUGAGAUUUGGUGACGUGUAAAAGUCAUACUGGUUUUUAACUGAGAGCAAAUGAACGCCACAGCCUUUUCCGUCAACUUCUCAAUGAUGCACAGCUGUAUGUUGAUAUAUCGUAAAAUCUCCAUAAAAUAUACUCAGGUCUGUGAUUAUAAAAUGAGAAGCAGCUCAAGGGGGCUGAAUACUUUUUCAAGUUGGGUGCUGACAGGUCCUCCUUUGUCACCUCUUUAAUCUGCACCUGCAAAUGUAGAUGUUGAAAUGCAGCUUUGGAUGUGUCAUGCCAUCUUCAUAUAUUUUUUCCCCCCCUGCAUGUGACCUCCUGUUUUUUUUUAGCCCAAUUUGAAGAUCAGACGUCAACGCUGAAGGUCCAGCAGCUUGGAGGGGUUCCUUCAGCAGGUAGUGCCUUUCUAAAGCAGAGACUCAGUUCUGAAGACUCUCAUUGGAGUUUAAUUACUACAGUGAAGACAAUAAUGGGAUUUGUAAGAGUCAGGUCCAAGGAAAAAAAUAUGACACGUCAUAAAUUCACUCCUAAUGAUGCUUUGAUAUGCAGCUUUCUUUCUUUAUUGGGAUUGGAUCGAAACAUUGUUAAAGCUUCUUGUGGUGCAUCAGAGAUGCUAUUGAUUGUAUUUCUUCAAUGUUUAAAUGUACAUGGAUUUGUGUUAUGGUGUGUGUGAGUGUUUGUGGAUGCCUGACAUUCAGUUUCAUUGAGGCAAGCGUUGUUCAAAUGUACUAACUACACUUGAGGGCCUUUGGAUGGAAUCAAGAUUUUCCUUUUCUUAACUUGCAUCAAGUUUUAUUUUUAAAACAUUUAGUUGAUGUGUAUUUUGACGACUGUGUAAAUACAUGAAUUGAUUGUACAGGCACAAGCAGAUUUUGAGUGGCAAUAUUGUGCAUGAUGUGGUUUUAUUUGUUACUUUGACUAUAAUAAAUAUAGACAACUAUAGACUUGUAGAGAAUAUAUAUAUACAGCCUCAAAUGUUUCAUUUUUUUAUUAUUAUUAUUGUUUCUGUGCAACUUGUAAAUUGUAAUUAACUAAUGGGACAGAAAUUUUCUUAUGAAUAACGUGUUGUUUUUUUUGUUCUAAUACUCAUGGCAUCAUAAUGCACUGGCUGAUAUUCUGAUUUAAACUGGUUGUAAUGGUUUCUAUUGUACUCCUGUAGGAAUUGAUUCACUUUGUUUUCAAGUAUCUCAGAUGUUUUGUAUUUUAGAGCCAGAUUUGUACUAACAAAUGAUUUCAUUUCAGCUAUUUAAGUUUUUAUUCUCUCUAUUGCUGGUUUGACUUUCAGUCUACAGGAAAUAUGAUGCAUAAAUAAAUCAUCUGCUUUAAA